Cercospora beticola is the source of this 1337-nucleotide messenger RNA. RefSeq lists its product as uncharacterized. Gene Ontology annotation, cellular component: cytoplasm; phagophore assembly site; membrane. Gene Ontology annotation, biological process: peptidyl-serine phosphorylation; autophagosome assembly; regulation of autophagy. NCBI's taxonomy places the organism in Eukaryota, Fungi, Ascomycota, Dothideomycetes, Mycosphaerellales, Mycosphaerellaceae. The record is from RefSeq and is a predicted model, not a curated record. Gene Ontology annotation, molecular function: ATP binding; protein serine/threonine kinase activity.
CCUAGAUAAGACAAUUCGAAUGACCACCUCACUGCAGGAUCCUUGGCCGUGGAGCACCUCCUCCUUGGGAAGGUGGCACGGCUAUGCAGUGAGUGCGUGCGUGCAUGCGUUGCGUUGCGUGUGCAGACGGAAGAUCUCCUGAUCUGAUGAUAUCAAGAGGAAACGGCCACCCAUUGUGUUUGCCGACCGUUGCUGCCAUCCGUUGAACUGAAAGAACCCAAUCGCUCAACUUACUUCACGUCAGAAACGCGAAACAAGACCACAUCGAAAUCAGACACAACACCACACUACCACCAUGGACUACGAAACCGCAGACGGCUCCCAGUUCUCCCUCCGCGAAAUCUGGACACCAUCAGAAGAGCCAGAAGAAAACGAAGAAGAGGAAUCCGAAGAAGAUACCACCAGCAACACCAGCAGCAGCAGCACACCCACCUUCGAAUGCACCCUAAUAACCGCCUUCGUCGACGGCCGCGCCUACGCCGGAAAAUCCCCCCAACGAAUCUCACAGAUGGACGACGUCGACGUAAUCCAAUACCUCGAACCCGUCCCGGACACGAACAUCUUCCCCCUCAUGCCCCCAGACUUCACUCGCGCUCCAGCCUUCUCCAUGUCAGACCACUACCUCAAAGCGCCCCAAUUCACCUACUCCGACACCCGUCCAGGUACAACUUUCGUCGCCGACCAACUCCGCUCCGAAGCCGCGAUCCUGGAACUUUUAUCAAAACAUCCCCAUCCCAGUAUUGUAGAAUACUACGGCUGUGUUUUACAAGAAAACUCACAACGUAUAACGCAUCUAUGCCUCAAACGGUGUUAUUGCAAUUUGGCAGAAUAUGCUUCUGUCGGCCUCUCGGAUGACGAAAAGGAUUCUCUACUGGAGCAGAUCCAAUCAGGACUCAAACAUUUGCAUUCACUAGGAUUGGCGCAUAAUGAUAUCAAUCCGGGAAAUGUCUGCGUCGAUGCGAGCGGGAAUGCCAAAAUUGUGGACUUCGAUUCUUGUGCACCUUUUGGAAAGAGGUUGGGGAAAGGGGUCGGGUGUGUGAGGGAUGCGAAUGGAAGGCCUGUGUCGGAUAAAAAGAAUGAUUACGAGGGGUUUAAGGAUGUGGUCGAGUUUUUGAGGAAAGAGAGGAAGAGGGUUUCGGCUUGCUAUCCGCAAGAUUGAGGUCUACUGCACCAGCGGCAUUCGACACGAAUGCUUCGCUACACGAUUCAUCGCAGGAUGUUGGCGUGCCAUGGACUACAAAUGUUGAAGAAACAUCGCUAGCUCUGAAUGAGCGCUCGAUAUGCUCAACUACACCUUGCCUCAUUAGUACGACUGGAAUAUUGGAACUCCGACCCGG